UUAUUCGAAAAACCGGCCGGACCGAAGGCAGGCGGCCAGGUCGAGACUCGACUUUGGUUCAGUCGCCGAGUGACCGUGAAUGCGAAUUCGUAUUAUAUCCAUCAACGGUUUCUGUUUGUUCAUACGAUCAUCAUCUCUCGCAAAGGUGAUGAACUCUAGGUGCAUUUAGUUAACAACGAACGUUAGAAACAACAACAAGCAUCACCAUGCAGUGCUCGGGCCGCAGCUCACUCCUCGUCGUAGGCUUUUUACUUCUUGUGACCGGAACUUACACCAUGGACGUGGGUUCGGCCUGUCCGAGAAGUUCUUCGGGAGUGUGUCGUCUCAUCCAUGACUGCCCUCUGGCCUUGGAACAGAUCAGGAGAACCAGGCAACAUAAGCUGGAACGCUGCGGCUUCCAGGAUCUCGAUGAGGUGGUCUGCUGUCCGGAGGAUGAAAAGUCGAAAGAAUCAGAAACAACCACGUCCAAGACGGACUCGAGAUCUCCCACGCUAAGGAAGAGCGUCCAAGCUUGCGAAGAGUACUCGAACGAGUUGACGCCGGAUGUGGAAUUCCAAAUUUUGGGCGGAACAGAUGCCAAGCUCGGCGAAUUCCCGCACAUGGCGGGACUCGGGUAUGAGAGCGAUGAUGUCGGCUCCGACUGGUCUUGGGAUUGCGGAGGAUCCUUAAUUAGCAACAGUUACAUCCUGACUGCAGCCCACUGCGUCGUCCGAAGGGAUGAGAAAAUGCCCGAGAAAGUACGGCUCGGGAAGAUCGACAUUAGUGGUAAUUCGGAUUCGGUGAUGCCGCAGGAUUUCAACGUCGCAGAGAUCAUCUUUCAUCCGGAAUACAGCAAUAGGAAUAAGGUGAACGACAUCGCGCUUAUCCGGCUUUCCAGGAAGGUCCAGUAUACGGCGAACGUUCAUCCGGCGUGUCUCUACUUCGAACCUGAUGAUCCUAAAUCAGUCAUUAUCACAGGAUGGGGUCUUACAGAAGCAGCUGGAAACCGAAGUCAGAUUCUGCAGAAGGCGACGUUGAGUACAGUACCGGUGACCGAGUGCAACAAGACGCACACCUCUGUCGCUUUUGCACCCAACGUCCUCCGCUCACACAUCUGUGCCUUCACCGUGGAUCGUCAGAUUCCUACAGACGCAUGCCAAGGUGAUAGCGGCGGUCCUCUGCAAGUGCUUCACAAGAACCAGAGCUCUAUUUACAGCAUCGUAGGAGUAACAUCCUAUGGCCGAGGAUGCGGAAGCAAAUACCCAGGCGUGUACACGCGCAUCUACAGCUACCUAGACUGGAUCGAAGGCAUCGUCUGGUCAUGAACGCCAAAACCAAAACACAAUUUCCUCCCACAUUCUCUAUUAUUUUUUACACACCCUAAUUUAUUGCUCAAGUGGUCUCCAUUCCAUUAGAGAACAGAAGAUCCCCAGAUGAAAAACAAUUGAAAAAAUGAAUCGCAUUUAUUGCACUUUUAUUGGAUACUCGCUCCUAACGCACAUCUAAUAGACUAGAUGAGAUAUCUUUAAAUAUAAUUUUUAUAUUAUUUA
Molecule: messenger RNA, 1529 nt
Organism: Nicrophorus vespilloides
Lineage: Eukaryota; Metazoa; Arthropoda; Insecta; Coleoptera; Silphidae
Product: serine protease persephone-like
Exons: 7
Coding region: 207-1304 (365 amino acids)
Biological process (GO): proteolysis
Molecular function (GO): serine-type endopeptidase activity
Source: RefSeq, a predicted model, not a curated record